UGGGCGCGUCUCGGGGUUUAAUAGGACGCAUGAACCGGGAGAUGGAAGAACGGGGUCUCACCGCCCCGCUACAAGUACACUGCCUAAUUCACCAGCAAGCGCUGUGCUGCAAAGUGUUGAAGUGGGAUUCUGUCAUGAAGGUUGUGGUAUCGUGCAUAAACUUCAUCAGAGCAAAUGGACUUAAACACAGGCAGUUCCAACAAUUCCUGUCUGAACUGGAGUCUGCGUACGGAGAUGUGCUGUACUACACAGAGAUCCGAUGGUUGAGCCGCGGCAAAGUUUUGAGGCGUUUUUACGAGCUGCUACCUGAAAUUAACGCAUUUCUUCAGUCAAAAGGCAAAACGGUCCCAGAGCUGAUCGACCCAGCAUGGAAAUGGCACCUCGCAUUUUUAACAGACGUGACAGAAAUGCUGAACGGCCUUAACUUGCAGCUACAAGGGAAGGGGAAACUCAUUUGCGACAUGUAUUCCCACAUAAAAGCAUUUGAGGUGAAACUAGCGCUGGUUUUGGAACAAGUGAAAAAGCACAACUUCACCCAUCUCCCUGCUACCCAAAGCUUUUCUGCAGAGAAGCCAGCUGUCGCGUUCCCAGGUGAAAAGUGUGUGGAAGCACUGGAAAUGCUGAAGGCGGAGUUCGGUGUACGAUUCCGUGAACUACAUGUUCAUGCAAAAGAAAUCCGUCUUUUUCAGAACCCUUUUGUUGCCGACAUCGAUGAAGCCCAGCCUUCUUAUCAGUUUGAGCUGGCCGAGUUACAGAACUGUGAUGUUCUGAAAGACGCAUUCAAGCCCAACAGUCUCAUUGACUUCUAUGCCGCCCUCCCAAAUGACACCUACCCUAACAUAAAAAAACACGCAAUGAAGAUGUCCACACUUUUUGGCAGCACGUAUAUCUGCGAGCAAACCUUUUCACGCAUGAAACUCCUGAAAACUCCAACGAGAUCAAGAUUGACAGAUGAACAUUUGCAUCAGUGUUUGAGACUGGCUGUGACUAGAAUGGAACCGGACAUUCAACUUCUCACCAGCCAGAUGCAGGCCCACAAUUCACACUGAUGAACAUACAGUACAUAGAGGGAAGUUGAUGAGAGAGAGCCUACAGUGGUGUCUACUGGGCUAGCCUAUGGAACCUACAAAACUGGAUUAUAAGGAAAGAACACAAGAACUUUGAGAGACAUUUGAGAUUCUGCUCUGACAAGUGAAGUUGAACUUUUACCUAUGAUUGUGCACGGCACAGCAUAACUUUCUUUCUGUGAAGAACCCAGAGAGGGUUAUUUGAUUUUUAUUGAUUUCAUAAAUAGUGUUAUUAGCCUAUAUAUUUUCUGCGUUAUUUUAUUCUGUGAAGAACCCAGAGAGGGUUAUUUGAUCUCAGAAAGGGUUAUUAAUAUUUGGAUAUGUGUGGUGCGCUGGAGUGUCAGCAUGUUUUCUGGAAAACAAUAAAUGAUUACAUUUAGGGACCCCUGCGAUUGUCACACUUUUUCUGUUAGAAACUGACCCUGGCCCCCCAUCAGA
Messenger RNA from Anguilla rostrata (American eel), 1505 nucleotides. Its product is annotated as general transcription factor II-I repeat domain-containing protein 2B-like. The coding region runs from base 30 to 1049 and encodes 339 amino acids. NCBI's taxonomy places the organism in Eukaryota, Metazoa, Chordata, Actinopteri, Anguilliformes, Anguillidae. The record is from RefSeq and is a predicted model, not a curated record. The transcript has 2 exons.